AUGCAGCGACGCUCGUCCGCACGCCUGGCGGAGGCAUCACUGCAGAUGGUGGACGUCACGGGCGCCGCUGCGUCAGUGGCGGGACCUGCACCGCUGCCGGGCCUCGGCGCGUCGCUCCUCAACAUGCCGCUUCAGGAGCAGCUCAAGCUGAUGCAGCAGGGCGGCGCGCUGCCUGUCGCCGCGCCGCUGGUCCUCAAUGGCGCAGCGGGCGGUGUCGCGGGCGGCUCUCCGCCCAGCCCGUCGGGCGCCGCAGGGCGCAAGAAGCCGCAGCGCGGCAGCGUAGCACGGCCCAGCGCGCGCGAGCCCACCAAGGGCACCACCAGCUCCUCCAACCGCCCCCUGAGCUCUAAGUUCCGCGGCGUCUGCUGGAACCGCAAGAACAAGCGCUGGCAGGCGGCCAUCAACAGUGGCGGCAAGUAUCUGUACCUUGGCUCAUACAUUGAGGAGGACGAGGCCGCCAUGGCCUUUGACCGCGCCGCCAUCAAGCUGCGCGGCCGCAAGGGCAAGCUCAACUUCACAUACGAAGACUAUGUUGACAGCCAGGGCAACCUGAAGGAGGAUAUACACCUGCCAGACAGCGCCAAGGACGGCGCCCCCAAAGACGGCGGCGCGUCCAAGGCCGGCGCCGCCGCCAAGCGCGGCAAGGGCGGCAGGGGCGGUGCCGGCGGCGGCGCUGACGCGGGCGGCGUGGGCGGGGCCGGCGUCGGCGUCGGCGUCGGGGUGCCCGUGACCAGCGCGCCGCUGUCGGGCGGCGGCAUCUUCUCGUCGGGCCUGAGCAGCCUGUCCAUGGAGGAUGUGAAGCGGCUGCUAUCUGGCAACAGCGGCGCCGCGCCGCCGCCGCUGAUGGGCGCCGGCGCCCCCGACCGCGGCGUUACCACUGGCUUUCAGCAGCAGCAGCCGCAGCAGCUGGACGGCGCGGCGGGCGGCCACCCCGGCUGGGGGGCGGUGCUGCAGUCGUUCCGGCCCAUCAUAGAGGCCGAGUUGGGGGAGGGCCGCGCCAUACAGCAGCUGGUGGAGCCGCAGCAUGCGGGCGGCGGCGGCGGCAACGGCAGCAACGGCGGCGGCGGCGCAGGCGCGAGCCUGAUCAAGGGUGUGGUGUACAGCCAGGCGGCGGGCGGCGGCCUGGCGUACGGCGCAGCGCUGUGGGACGGCGCGCGGCUGGUGGACCACGGCACCAAGCCCAACCUGGAGUCUGCCCUGGAGACGGCCACCAGCCUGGCGGCGGGCGAGGAGGACCUGCAGGGCGACGCCGCGCUGAGAGACCUGCUGGGGGGGCCAUCGGCACUCGUGCCGCGCGCGACCAGCCUGGCGCUGUUCCAGGCUCUCGGCAGCCUGCGCGCCGGGGACCUGCCCAGCCUCGACCUGGGGGACCUGCCCAUUGAGGCACCCAACACCACCACAACCGCCGCCGCCGCCGCGGCCGCCAUGUCCGAGGCGGGCGCGUCGGCCUGCGACCCGCCGGGCACCGGCGGCAAGCGCACGCGCGGCGGCGGCGGCAUGGGCGGGAAGGGCGGGAAGCGCGCGCGGCGCGGCCAGGGGGACGAGGACGAUGUGGCGGAGCAGCAGCAGCAGCAGCAGCAGCAGCAGCAGCAGCAGCAGCAGCUCGAGCAGCAGCAGCAGCAGUUUGCGAGCACGGCUGGCCUGGCCAAGACGGGGCUGGCGGAUAUGCUGAAGAACCUCGCCGGCAUGCAGCAGGUGGCACAGUGA
Molecule: messenger RNA, 1707 nt
Organism: Monoraphidium neglectum
Lineage: Eukaryota; Viridiplantae; Chlorophyta; Chlorophyceae; Sphaeropleales; Selenastraceae
Exons: 6
Coding region: 1-1707 (568 amino acids)
Biological process (GO): regulation of DNA-templated transcription
Molecular function (GO): DNA binding; DNA-binding transcription factor activity
Source: RefSeq, a predicted model, not a curated record